AUGAAAAGAUCUACAAGUGUGCACACGAGGAGAAUGAUCAGUUGGCCGCUCGAGAUGCUGCUUCGACUGUUCGGUAUUUGGCCCGGUGUUUCAUAUGGUCCGCUUUGCAAAGUGUUCUGGCUGAUCGUAAUGAUAACCAACACGUCUUUUCAAUACUUAUUUCUUAUACUUGACGCGCGUUCCACCAAGUUCAUAUACGCAUUCCCUGGGACUCUGUCGAUGAGCAUGAAGCUCGUUAAGCUAAUCAUUUUCUGGUCCAAUCAACGAAGAUUUGACGAGAUGUGGGCAACGGUGUCGAUGAAUUGGCAGCGCGGCAAUGGCUACACGGACGCAGCUGGCACGACUGGCAAAAAGCAGGCGGUGCAUUAUUUGGCCAACUUCGUUGUGGCGUUCAGUUCGGCGUCGGUAGUGUUGAACUCAUUCGAGAAUCUUUCGGCCGGAAUUCAUUACGACGAGGCUUCCAACGGGACACGUCCGUACGUUAUGUCGAUGCAUCUUCCAUUCGACGUUAAUAGGCAAAGCGUGUAUCUGUCCGUGAUAUUUCUACAAUUUUUCUAUCUGCUCGUCACUACUGCCGUUGGCGCCACCACUAAUUCGGUUCUUAUCAUUUUGAUGCUGUAUUUAGGUGACCAGAUCGAUAAUGUUUGUACAUGUUUGACGAAGAUGCCGCAGGGGGAGAACAACUGCAGGACGAACGUGAUUAUACGGAAGGAAAUAAUCCAAAAACACCAGAGUGUCAUUACGUUUUCGGAAAGCGUCGAGUCCAUGUACACAUACAUCGCGUUAAUGUUGAUCAUACUUAAUACUUUGAUUACCUGCACCCUAGGUUUUAUUCUCGUCACAUCUGUUGGAUCGCCCCAUUUCACCAAAAUGUUGACGAAGAACCUCUUGUUCUAUUGCGUGAUUAACACUGAGACAUUCGUAUUCUGCUUCGCCGGAGAAUACAUAAGCGCCAAGAGCCGACAGAUCGGCGAGGCUGCAUACAGUUCGCCCUGGUAUCAGUCCAAGUUCCACGGUCACGCCGCUUUAUUCAUGAUAAUAAGAUCGCAGAAUCAGUUGACAUUUACAAUGGGGAAAUUCGCGAAUCUCUCAUUGGAGCUGUUUUCCACUAUUAUAAAAACUUCGGCGUCCUACGUGUCCGUACUGUUGGCGAUAUACUGAAGAGAAUACACACGCUCCGUGUUCGUAAUAAAUAGUGACAAGUUAACUAUUAGUACGUAGAUAGGAAUUAAAGAAAUUUCGCACAUGAUUCACAGUUGGGAAACGUCUUUCUUCUUUCUGAUUUCCAAUGCGCGGAUGGUCAAUGACUAAAUCACUUAGAAGUCAGACCAAUACGGCCAAGCCUGAAAUACGCAAAGUUCACACCACACAGAGCACCAU
Messenger RNA from Odontomachus brunneus, 1380 nucleotides. RefSeq names its product odorant receptor 4-like. NCBI's taxonomy places the organism in Eukaryota, Metazoa, Arthropoda, Insecta, Hymenoptera, Formicidae. The record is from RefSeq and is a predicted model, not a curated record. The coding region runs from base 1 to 1161 and encodes 386 amino acids. Gene Ontology annotation, biological process: sensory perception of smell; detection of chemical stimulus involved in sensory perception of smell. The transcript is spliced from 6 exons. Gene Ontology annotation, cellular component: plasma membrane. Gene Ontology annotation, molecular function: odorant binding; olfactory receptor activity.